This is a messenger RNA of Exophiala aquamarina CBS 119918, 3165 nucleotides long. RefSeq lists its product as uncharacterized. Gene Ontology annotation, molecular function: 3'-tRNA processing endoribonuclease activity. The coding region runs from base 1 to 3165 and encodes 1054 amino acids. Gene Ontology annotation, biological process: mitochondrial tRNA 3'-end processing. The transcript has a single exon. The record is from RefSeq and is a predicted model, not a curated record. Lineage: Eukaryota; Fungi; Ascomycota; Eurotiomycetes; Chaetothyriales; Herpotrichiellaceae. Gene Ontology annotation, cellular component: mitochondrion.
AUGGACGAGCGCGCGCAUGCCAAUAAGUCCGUCGGCACACGAUCAGCUUUCCGCCUACAGUUCAUCACUACUCCUACCUCUGACACUCCUGGUACGAGUAUACUACUGCACUUCGAUAAUAAACGGUACAUAUUUGGUGAAAUCACGGAGGGAACUCAACGAGCAUGUAUCCAGCGAGGCAUUGGGCUGAAAAAGGUUCGCGGUUUAUUCCUUACCGGCAAGACCGCAUGGAACAACGGGGGCCUUAUUGGUAUGAUUCUGAGUCUUGCCGACACACAGUCUUCAGAGACCGAGUCAGAAGACUCUUCCAGGCGUCCAAGACUUCAUAUAUAUGCAGGUCCAAAACAACUCCAUUCUCUGGCUUGCGCUCGAAGGUUUAUUUUUCGCACCGGCAUGCCCCUGUCUGUCCAUGAAGCCAGAACAUCGAAUGGCAAGGUGACCCAGCAGCCCAUUCUCGAGGAUGAGAAUAUUCGAGUUUGGGCUGUUGCAACAAGACACCGCACUAGCAGGCCCCCCUCGGCGGUAUUCCAGGCCGACUCUGACUUGUCCGAUGCAGAAGCGGAGCCUUUUCAGGACGAUGAGAUUGAGGAAUCCAGGGUUACCUUUGAACAGGACAUUCGAACUCAAGUUGUGAAUAACAUGUUUGACUCGGACUGGCACCGCGACCGUCUUUCCGAACACAAGGUCAAGGACAUCAAAUUGCCUGCUGUUGUUUGGGUACGCGAUCCAGAAACCAAAGCCUUGAAGAAUUACACGCUUUACGACAAUGAGAAGAUCGCUCCUUUUACACCCGACUCCGUCGUCUUAAUUCGUGAUCCAUGGCCUGCUUCAAUGGUCCAGGAGCUGCCGAACCCAUCCAAUCUGCCCAACAGAACAGCUAUGUCAUACAUAGUCAAGGGUUAUCCCCAACGCGGAAAAUUCGACCCAGUUAAGGCGAAGGCCCUUGGAGUCAAGCCUGGUCCAGUAUUUAGUCGAUUGGUGGCUGGCAUGUCUGUGACGCUCGAAGACGGAUCUGUGAUAACCUCAGAGAUGGUAAUGAGCCCAAGUCGUCCGGGUAGAGGGUUUGCUGUAUUUGAUAUACCCUCUCCCGCCUAUCUCUCAGACCUCAACCGACAGUUGGAUAAGCAGAGCGAACUGCUAGAAGGUGUCGAACUUGUGAUCUGGCUGACUCGCGACCAUGUACCACUUACACCAGAAUUUCAGAAGUUAAUGGAUAAGCUGAAGGAUAAACAACAUAUCCUCUCCCAUCCGGAUAUAUGCAACGACUAUAUCUCGCAAGACUCCAGUGCCAAAGCUGCCGUCCGGCUAUCUAACAUCUCUCCCGAAUUAUUCUCACUCCCACGCUUUAGUAAUAAUACCAGUUACUCUCCUCUCCCGCCCACUUCUACAACCGCACUAAGGAACUUGCUAAGACCAUCAGAGAAGGGCCCCCAGGUUAUCCCCGCUCACCGUGGCUUGUUGGCUCACAUAGAGCCUACUUUUCGGUUGGACAGCACGGAAGUGCCUACAAACUUGGAUCACAGUGCCCUGAAAUGGACUUUGGAACCCGAGGUCCGCGAUCUCAUCCCCGCCGGUAUCUUAGCGGACCCAAGACUUACCGCACUACCUCAACUGAACGAGCCCGAGAUCAUAACUUUAGGUACGGGCUCAGCAGCACCCUCGAAGUAUCGAAAUGUCUCAGCAGUCCUGCUUCGCAUGCCCAAUACCAUGGGAAACUAUCUGUUCGAUUGUGGAGAGGGGACUCUCGGUCAGUUAAAGCGACUUUUUGAUGCCGAGCAAUUGGACAACUUAUUGUGCAGCCUAAAAGUGGUUUGGAUCUCUCAUCUUCACGCGGAUCAUCAUCUCGGCACGAUAACUCUACUCCAGGCCAUCUAUCUAGCUGGCCAGAGACAGUUUCUUCGGGGCGGACCCCGUCCUUCGCCGCCGUGUUUGAUAUCUGAAAUCAACAUGAGGGACUACAUUGAGGACUAUAAGUCUAUUCUCUCCGUUCCGGACAAUGCUCUCUGCAGGUCUAUCGUCUGCCACUGGAAGGAUGGGUUAUCUUCGCACGACCAACCCUUCAGUUUCGAUGAGACAGAUAUUCCCAUUCGAAAGCUUGAGACUGCAAAGGUGAAUCACUGCCACGGAGCACAAGCUAUCUCAAUUACAUUCGACAAUGGCUUCAAGUUCUCUUACAGCGGAGACUGUCGCCCUAGCAGAUAUUUUUGCAAGAUAGGGGCAGAUUCUGAUGUCCUUGUUCACGAAGCAACGUUUGAUGACGGCAUGGAAGGCGACGCCUUGGCGAAGAAGCACAGCACAACCGGCGAGGCUGUUGGUGUUGCACUUGAGAUGAAGGCAAAGAACCUGAUUCUCACACACUUUAGCCAAAGAUACUCUAAAAUCCCCGUGCUCAGCAGUGUCAAGCUACCCCACUCUGCUUCUGAGGAGGAAAUCCUUGAAGUUGAGGAUGCCGAGAUAGAUAGCGGAUACACCGGUACCACUACCGUGAGACAACAGCCCCUGGUUGUGCCAUCACAGGACGAUGCUCGUGCCUGGAGCGAGUCUUCGUUAACCUAUGAGCUUCCGGUUGCGAUUGCAUUCGACCUGAUGCGCAUCCGUGUCUCACAGAUUGCCUUGAUGAAAAGCAUAUUUCCUGCGAUCUCGAAAAUGUUCGAGCUCGAUGAGGAAAAAUUGGAACAGGAGCGUCAGGAAAGAAUUGUGGAGAUGACAGCCAAAGGUAUAUAUAAGGUCAAAGCCGCCAGUGAGCAGCCGUCGGGCUACAAGAAUCAACCUUCCAAAGCUGGGGAGCGGAAAAAGAAGCAGCAGCAAGAGCAGCAAGGUGCUAAACAAGAAGGGAAAAAGAGGAAAGACAUAUCCGCAGGGUCUAACGGGCAUCUGGAAGAAGCCAGGAAAGAUCCAAGUCCUGGGGAAACGGUGGGUGUUCUGGUCGCUGAAGCCGGUGAGAUUACUGGCUUUUCUAUGCCAACUUCAGACAAGGAUGCUAAGCGUGCUCAGGCCGUUGAUAAUGGUAACAGUAAGGCCGCGGUGUCAGAUGCCUUUGGGCCUCCACAGCAGCAAUUGUCGUCCGCAGAUGCAUCACAUAUUCACCCCAACACACAGGUCCCGGAGAUCGAGAACAUGACCCUCAGCCCGGCAAAAAGGCGCAAGAUUGGCGACAUGGCUUAA